CAAUUGAUAUCGUACAUAUCGUCAUACUCGAUACCGCGGGUCACGUGACCAAGUUUAUGAUGAUUUUAAAAAAAUCACGAGCGGUAUAUAAGACUGCCGAGUCGUCGAAACAAGCAUAAGCUCACUUACUUUCAAGAAGUAAUACGCAAUCCACAACCAAUCAACAUGUUUAAGCUGGCUGUCUUCGCUGCCAUCUUGGCUGUCGCCUUCGCUUAUCCCGGUGGCUUGACCGGCGUUGCCGUCAGCCAUGGCACCGGCCCGAUCGUCGCCCCUGCGGUCGUCUCGCACGCGGCCCCGGUUGCAGUUGCACCUGUUCAUGUAGUUGCCCAGCCGGUCGCUCCUGCCGUACACGUCGCUCCUGUUGUCACCAAGACCGUCGUGGCCGCCCAUGCCGUCCCGGCCUACAGCUACGGCUAUGGCGGCUAUCACGGUUAGACUAGGAGAGCCAGCAUAAACUCACCACCACCACCGUCUCACGAUGACACAGCCCUGGAAGAAAAAAAAAAAGACAAAAAAAGAAGCGACACACACAUCCCCCCUUCCUCGACCGAAAUUGUCCUCGUGAUGCGAAAGGAAAGACCGCAGCUCGAAGAAAGACAGAAAGCAACAACCAAAAUUUCACGCCCCCCGCCGACUUCGACUCCCCACUUUUUCACUCGCCGUUGCGCGAGUUAUCAUCAGGCCUAGGAUCGAGCGCGCGGUGACUCCAUCGGGACUAACAAUCAAGAUCGACCAAUUUUUCUUUCUCCCACAUUCGUCUUUUCUUUGUCUUCAUCGACCUAAAUUUCCGGACUUUCGCCUCGAUCAUUCCGCCAUCAUCCCCGAACCCUGCCCUCGUGUUUUCAUAUGAAAUUUUAAUAAAAUUUUAAUUACAAACUCCA
This is a messenger RNA of Camponotus floridanus (Florida carpenter ant), 881 nucleotides long. Its product is annotated as cuticle protein 38-like. The coding region runs from base 166 to 435 and encodes 89 amino acids. The transcript is spliced from 2 exons. Lineage: Eukaryota; Metazoa; Arthropoda; Insecta; Hymenoptera; Formicidae. The record is from RefSeq and is a predicted model, not a curated record.